Habropoda laboriosa is the source of this 636-nucleotide messenger RNA. RefSeq lists its product as uncharacterized. The coding region runs from base 1 to 636 and encodes 211 amino acids. The transcript has 3 exons. The record is from RefSeq and is a predicted model, not a curated record. Lineage: Eukaryota; Metazoa; Arthropoda; Insecta; Hymenoptera; Apidae.
AUGGCAAACAAACAAGAUGGUCUAUUGAAACAGAAAGAACAAUUUAUCGAUAUGUUGUUGAACGAAGGAAGGAGAUAUUUAAUUACAUUGGAAAAAUUUCGUAAGAAAGCCAAAGACCAUUUGUCUGAAUACAAGAAGAUAUUACAUGCUAUUGAUCGUUACACGCGAUAUAAAGCACAAUUGAUGGAAGACAUGGAGGUAUUGAAAGAAAUUUUGAAUGACACGGAUAAUGACGUAGAAGAUGACGAGGGAACAGUGGAAUCGGAUGAAGCGGAAUACAUGCAGAUAGAAUUGGAAGAAUUCGUAAACGAGGAGGAGGAAGAUUUCGUCUUCGAAGAACAAUUCUGUCACUCCCACAAUAUAGUACAUCGAAAGAAUAUUUUGGCGAAUAUGGAGCUGUUAAUAUCGCAGAUGUUCAAAAUGGAUAUAAACGUGGUGAAUUUUCAACGGGCGAUGUAUACGAAGUUCAUGAAUGUUCUUAAAGAAUAUUGCGUGACAGUACAAAUGUUUCUAAACUCUAAUGCGGUUUUCGCGGAGUCUCAGAAUGUUAAUCUCGAGAAGAAACAGUUAAUUAAGAAUAUUGAGACUAAAUACAAGGAACUCCAGCAGCUUUUUGUUAAAGUUACUGAGGUAUAG